AUGUCUACGGCCACAGCGAGCGCUGGCCUAGUCAGCCAGUUGACCAACGCAUCGAUCCCGCAGAUUUUCCUUUCCUUUUUUGUUAUCGUGACUGCUCGUUUCAUUUUGAGGGGCAUUUACCGCAUCUAUUUCCAUCCUCUUUCGAAAUAUCCUGGCCCCAAGCUUCAUGCAUUUACUAGGAUACCUCAGAUGAUCGGUCUAUGGAAGGGAGAGCCGCACAGGCGUAUAGAAGCUAUCCACGCGAAGUACGGACGUGUGGUGCGGACCGCCCCAGACGAGAUCAGCUACAUUGACCCUGAAGCAUGGAAAUUUGUACACGGUCACGGCGACACGAAGGCUCGUGGCUCGAGGCCGCAGAAGCACUGGAUUCGCUCCGGAAACGACGUCACCGAUACGCCUUCCCUUCUCUUCGCGCCCACGGGCGCGCACUCUCGUAUGCGGCGCGUUUUUAACUCUGCCUUUUCUGAUCGCUCGCUCAAGCUCCAGGAACCGCUUAUUGUAAAGUACAUAGAUCUACUUCGAGAGCGAUUGAGGGAGAAGGCGCCACAGGGAGAUAUCGACAUCGUCAAAUACUUCAACUUCACAACUUUCGAUGUUAUGGGUGAUCUGGCUUUCGGAGAAUCACUACACAUGUUGAACAACGAUGAGUAUGACCCAUGGGUUGCGAACACGUUUGAGUAUUUGAAGACCUUCACGUUCCUUGAGAUGUGCCAGUACUACGCGGUCACACGGUACGGUGUCCGCCAGCUGAUGAAGCUCAUGGCCAAGCAAAGGCAAGCGCACUUCCAAUACACCGUUGACAAGGUCAACAAGCGCGUUGACCAAGGUCGUGCAACUGAUGGCCACGAUCUUUGGACUCUGGUCUUGGACAAGGAGGGGAAACGUGAGGGGUUGUCCCGCGGUGAGAUGUUUGCCAACGCCAAUCUAUUCAUGGUCGCUGGAACCGAGACUACUGCCACCAUUAGCGCUGGCUUUGCGUACCUCAUGUGCAAGAACCCUGAGGUGUACGCCAAAUUCAGGAAGGAGGUCCGCGAGACUUUCAAGAACCAAGACGAGAUCAACAUUGAAAGGGCUCAAGCUCUACCCUACCUUAACGCCUGCUUGAAGGAGGCACUUCGCGUCUACCCGCCAGUCAGCAAUGCUCAACCUAUGCUCACGCCCGUUGAUGGAACUACGGUGAUGGGAGAGUACAUGCCUCCGAACACCGUUGUUUCUAUCCCGCAAUAUGCCAUGUACCGAUCAGAGACAAAUUUUAAAUACGCACUCGAGUAUAUCCCUGAGCGUUGGUUGGGUGACGAGCGCUUCGAAAGCGACAACAAGAAGGCCUUCGAGCCUUUUCACGUUGGCCCGCGCGAUUGCCUGGGCAAGAACUUGGCAUGGCACGAGAUGCGUCUCAUCGCUGCAAAGGUUCACCAUCAAUUCGAUUUUGAACUCAGUCCCUUGAGUGACGGCUGGACCGACCAGAAGAUCUUUAUUCUCAACCAGAAGGAACCGCUCUACAUGAAGCUAAAGGCCCUCUACUAA
Molecule: messenger RNA, 1524 nt
Organism: Didymosphaeria variabile
Lineage: Eukaryota; Fungi; Ascomycota; Dothideomycetes; Pleosporales; Didymosphaeriaceae
Exons: 4
Coding region: 1-1524 (507 amino acids)
Molecular function (GO): heme binding; monooxygenase activity; iron ion binding
Source: RefSeq, a predicted model, not a curated record